AUGCUCUCCGUCUCAACCUUUGUGUCCUCGACUGCAAGUGAGACGCCGCUGGCAAGCCAGACAGCACGCGAAUUCAGGCGGCCAGGAUCCACGUGGCCGGAGAUGAUGCCAGAGGCGAUCCUCUUCCCAGCUAACAAGCCCACAAGCCGCGCCGAUGCACAAGUCUUGGCACGAUGGGUCUCUGCAUCCUUCCAAACCUACGCGAAGCGGAGCAAGCAUGCAGAUUCGAAGGAGCUUUGCGAAGAGGACUUAACGAAGAUGGUGCAGGAGUUGGUCCCCGUUCUGUCCAUUGGUCUCAACGAGGUGGUCCGCCAGGUCUCACAGCAUUGCCUGGAGAGGGGAGUGGUCCUGGAGAAGAUCUGGCGCACUUACGUCGAGCUCUUCGAGCAAGCGCUUGGAGAGUCUCGUGAGGCGCUGCGGCGACAGAAGGACAAAACCGCAAAAGCCGAGGCAGAGCUGCAGCGGGUGCGUGAAGAGGCGGCCGAGCUCAAGGUAAAACACCCCGCCCAGUUGGAGAAGCUUCGCCAGACGUUGACCACAAAGUUCGACCAGCGUCAGAAUGAGCUAGUCCAACAAUUGACUAGCACGCGCAGUGAGAAUCGGGCACUAAAGGUGCACCUGGAAGAGCAGCUGUCAAAGCAGCACGCGUGGUUUCCGAUGUUCGCGGUCUACAAGGAAUCGCGAUAUCGAAGAGCCUUGCUUGGAAAAGCGGUGGCUGAGCUGCCAAAGGCGGCGAGCGUAGAGGCCCGCCUGGCAUCCGAUUUUCGCAGGAUUCUCAGCUCGCUCCCAGCAGAUGUCCGCCGACGAGUUGGAUUCUUCAUUUCAUCCUUGCUUGGUUUUCGUGGCGUCGGGCUCAGCGCGGUCACGAGUGAGGCGCUGCAAGAGAGGAAGGAGUUGAAUGCCAAGAAAAUCAAAGAACUCAAGGCAAAAUUGCGGCAGCUGAAGGGCGAGGAUACUUCAGAGAGCUCUGAAGAUGAGGAUCUUGGCGAGGCCGAGGAGGACAACACAAGUGAGGCCAAACGUGCGGCAUGA
Symbiodinium natans is the source of this 1032-nucleotide messenger RNA. The record is from the annotation of a GenBank genome assembly. Lineage: Eukaryota; Dinophyceae; Suessiales; Symbiodiniaceae.